AAGACACAGUUGACUACAGAUUUCAGGUUCUUGAUGUUUCAGUACGGACGCGUGUAUCCUCAUCAAGCAAGUGAUAUUACUUAGCACAAGCAGCUGUAUCGAGGCGUUUCACUGUAAGGAAAAGGAAGUUGAAUCUUGUCGUCUUUCCCAAGCCGACAACAGGGAUCGCUUUGGAGUUUGAGGUAUACUUGCACGUACACCCUCCAAGACAAUUUGAGAAUACGAUCCACCAACACUGAAAGUCAGUUAUGUGGAAAGGCAUUCCGGAGUGUCCCCAGUAAAGUCCUCUGUUAAUAAAUAUGACGACCAGCGCUGCUGAGGCCUUGUUUGGGCUGGAUUUACCAUUCUCUGAAGACUCCAACAGCUCAGCUUUUGACAUCCCGUCUUUGGGCAUCGAGGCUGAGGAUCUGUCCAGCUUACUGACCCAGUUUGAAGAAGCAUCACAGUCUUUAGAUGGUACAGCGACUCCUCCAGAAACUGAACCGGAGCCAGAGAAACCAGCCCCACCAGUCAUCAAGACUAAACCUGCCCAGAUUAAGGCACAAGAAUGCACAAGUCCAGCUAUAACUCCACCAGCCACGCCACCGCCGGAGGUGCUAGCCAGAAUCCGGGCCAAGAGGAAACGGAAAUUAGCUAUCAUGCUACCGACCCUUCUGCCAGUCAAGCUUAAGGGGCAGUCGCCUGGUAAAACUCCAAAUGGAGGCUCACAGGCUGAACUGAACAAUAACACUACUACCUCCGAGACAAUUUCAAGUAUACCAUCAGGUUCGACUUCAUUGAAACCUGAUGUUAACAGUGACUACUUUGAACAUAUAUUUGAUCAUGACUACUGUGUGAACUCUCCGAUUAUGUCUCCGAAACGAGACAAAGUUGACCAAGACAAGUCGGACUCCCAGUCGAGUGGCUACAUCUCCCCGGACAUUCUAGUGAAUGUAGAUGAACACGUGAAUGAAGUGAUCAUUGAUGCUGGGGACACUGGCGAAUUGAACAGCAAUGUAGUCGGGAGUCAAUCAGUGGACUUGGAGGAUGGUGAAGUGGUCGAAGACCCAGCAGUCACCCCGACAGAACUUAAAAAAUCAUCAGACUCUAGAAUAAAAAAGAGACAAACAGUGUCCAAAACGAGUAUCAGAUCAAGAAGAAAUUAUAGAAAACGUGGGAGCCCUGGUCGUGACACUGAUCGUUACUUUGACAAAAUUCCUGCAUAUUUCACAACGUUAUCCAAGCCAGUCAAACCACCAAAGAAGGAUAAGCAGCCAGAGCAACAGAGUGGUAUACGAAGGGAGGACUUCAUAGCUAGGGACUCGUCGCCGUCUAGAAACGAACCUGGUGUGUUUGACAAGCUUCCUGCUUAUUACAGUUGUUUUACAAACAGUACUCGAUAUGACCAGGGCGAGCAUGAGACUUAUGACUUGGAGGACUUGGAUGCUUACCCAUGUGCCAAGAAACCCAGGAAACAGAGCUCAUCUGUGUCACGUUCUAGGUCAAGGUCAUAUUCUAGAUCCAGGUCAAGGUCAUAUUCAAGGUCUAGGUCUAGGUCAAGGUCAUAUUCAAGAUCAAGGUCAAGACAUCGUUCUUGUCGCCGAAGGCGUUCAUACUCAUCAGCAUCUGGGUCCUCGAGUAGUUCAAGCAGGUCACGGUCACGGUCCAGGUCCAGGUCAAAGUCAUAUUCACGUUCUAGGUCCAGGUCCAGGUCCAGGUCUCAUUCUCCUUCUAGUUCCAGGUCAAGACCAAGGUCACAUUCUUCUUAUCGAUCAUACAGGUCUCGUUCAAGAUCUAGGGGUCGUUCCCGCUCAAGGUCUCGUGGCCGAAAUAGCAGCUGGGCAAGGUCCCGUUCACGGUCAAGGUCGUUUGAAAGAAGGCGUUUGGCACGUCAGAGCAAGAGGGAAGAAGAGAAAAAUAAGCAGAUUGAGGAGAGGCGGAUUGUGUACGUGGGGAAGAUACCCGAAGGCUACACACGGAGGGAACUGAGGAAGAGGUUUGGGAGGUUCGGAGAUAUUGAGGACGUCAGUGUCCACUUCAGGGAAUAUGGUGACAAUUACGGGUUUGUGACCUUCAACUACACGUGUGAUGCCUACGCUGCAAUAGAACAAGGCAAUCUCAUUCCUGGAGAGAAGUCCUUCGACUUGUGUUUUGGUGGGAGGCGCCAGUUCUGUGAUACAGACUAUGCUGACUUAGAUGGCAAUGCAGAAGCGGUCGAGGAGUUUGCCCCCUUGCCCAGCGAAGGGCCGCUGGACUUUGAUCAGCUGCUGAAACAAGCUCAGUCCAAAAUUAAAAGGAAGAGGUGAUGACCGAGGCCUGUGUGCUGUGAUGGAAGAAUGUGUGAUGACGUGCUGUGCUAGGACACUGCCUUUCUGUGAUUUCAACUUGGAUAUUUUGAGUCCCUUCAUUUGUGAAGCCGCAAAUACUCGGAAGUUAAGCCAUUUUGGACGCCCAGUGUAAAUGCUGCUGACACUUUAGAGCCUUGUUUUGUGUUCCCUGAACAUAGUGAAAACAAAACACAUUAGAAAUAAAAUAUUCUUUUUGACAUGUACAAAACCAGUUAAGAGAGGCAUUAUAUUUGAAUGAUUAUGUAGAGAUUUUGCCAAUGGAAUUUAUUAAUAUUUUGUGGAAUAUUUUCCCUUCGUUGAUUCAUGCUGCUGAGGCAGCCAAUCAGGUUGACUUUUGGACAUGACGUAAGGAUUUGUAAGCUAUAAUAUAGUUUCAAAUUACAGUUUGGUUUAUUAUGCACUUGUUGGAAUUUUUCAUGUCUUUCAUUUGAAGUUUGUAUGAUAUGUUUGGGUGGUGAAAGUCUAUAAGAAUUGUUUUUGUACGUGUUUGUUAUCGGGUGAAAUGCGUGAGAUCCUUUUUGAAGUUUGAUUAUUUGUUUACUGUUUAUUUGCAUGGUUGAUAGACAUGUUUGGAAGAACAUGAGUCUCUGAAAUUUGGGAUGGCUCUCAUUUGAAAGCAAAGAAUCCUUUUUUCAAAAUGUAUUGAAUGAAAUUAAGACUUAAAUGUGUUAUUCUUAGUUUUAGAAAUGUUUCACAUUUUAAGGUUGUCAUCUUGAGUGACAAAUAUUGUGAUUAUCUAGGGAACUACUUGAAGUAACAAUAGGUGGUCACCAAUUUGACAAUAACAUGCAGUAGUUGAGGUGUGUAGAGAAUGAUGAAGAGCUGAUUUGUAGAGUUGUAGGCCUGUUGGAAUGGUUAUGUGCUAGAUGAACAUCAUGUUUGGAAUUAUCUUGCAGUUAUUUUUGUUGAUUUAUUUUGUAAAUUAAGUUCUUCAAAUCUUCAAAUUUUAUGUUUGAACUGGUUUUGAUUUAUCAUAAUUUGCUUUUAGUUUGAGGAAAGAAAAUAACUUUGCUGUAAGAGGAUUAGCACUAUUAUCCUUAUCUUCACUGAGCGCUCUAAGACUUUGCUUCUUGUAAUUAGAAAUGAUACUAACAUUUUCGGUAUGCCAUAAUAUUGCCCUUGCAUAGGGCCUCGCAGUCUAAUGGAUGUCUGCAUGAAGAGCAAAAGAUAAUAUAAAAAAAGAAAGAUGGUACUUGUUGUUACCCUGGCUGGCGCUUGCCAAUAAAGGGAUAAAACCAGGCCUGGUCGGCUCGGAGUCAAUAUAUUGUGUCUGAGUGGAGUAUCCAUGUUAUACUGUGGCAUGGUAUCUCAGUGGGCUGGCACUAUAAAAUCACUGGUACAAGAAGCCACACAUACACAACCAUGCACGUCGCUAUGUAAGUGGAAUAAUCGUUAAACCCCAUUUCCCCUCGCCUCAUACAGGACAGAGGACCCUAGGACCUAAUGCUUGUCACUGUUGUAUUGCCAGAGAUCUCACUUCCCUGUGCAUGAUCCUGAAGGUGACCUCUGAGUUUAAACACACCCAGGUAGUUCAUGCUGUCUAUCAAACAAUGGUUUGUCUGGUCCAAAAUCUGUUAUUUCCGUUGAUGACCAGCUGAAAUAUUGCUGUAUAUGGGCUAAAAUUUCUCACUCUACAUAUUGUUUGUGCUACAUUGUUGGUGCUAGAGUCUGACGCUGCUACAUGUCAAAUAGGAUUUGAAUGUAGUCCAUAUAUUUGUAUGAAGGUCGCUUAUGUACACGUGGCAGUUAACUAAUGGUAUUUAAAGAAUGUACUGGAUCAUGCUUGCUUGUAGGUGUGUAUGGUACUAUGGAUGUAACAUGUCUAUUUUGUACUCGGUAUUUAUUGGGAACACUUGUUUCAUUGGGAUCUCAGCAUAAUUUGCUAUAGUUUCAAGAAGUUGGAGUAUCCGGGUAAGAAUACGUCUUCAGCAACCCAUGCUUGCUAUAACUGUAAGAGGCGACUAACGAGAUCGGGUGAUCAGGCUCCCUGACUUGGUUGAUGCAUGUAGAUCGAUGCUCAUGACAUCAGACUCUGGGUUGCCUGGUCCAGACUCGAAUAUUUACAAACCUCGGUCAUAUAGCUGGAAUAUUGCUGAGUGCUGCAUUAAAAAAAACAACUUAGUAAGGAUAAGACAUAUGGAUGAAUAACUUCUUUAUUACAAUUAGGAGCAACGUUUCAAUGUAGGUUCUAACAUUGUUAUCAAGCAAGUGAAGUGUUAGAACCUACAUGGAAUUGUCGCUCCUAGAUGUAAUGAAGUUGAUCAUCCAUAUAUAUCUUAUCCUCAGUUCCGGCAAUGUGUUUGUGUGGUGGGGAAUAUCAUGAACACAUUUAGGUGUAUUCAGACAUUUAGAUUCGCACACUGUAGCUUUGGCUUGUGUAUUACCAUGGUAACCAUGCUCUCAUACCUGGAUUAUUUCUCAUGGCAUGAGUGAUGAGGAAACUGGAUGAGAUGUGUGAAGUCCACAAUGUUUGUCCUUGUGACCUGUAACAGAGUUCAGUUACACCAUAAUUCAUGGUACAACUUUACUGAAAUACCAAUUUGAGGUUUAAGUCCUUUGUGAAGAAUUUUAUUUGUAGCAAAAGUCAGUGCUAUUUAUAAUGUUAAACUCAAGAUAUGCACAGGACAGCUUCAGGCUAUUUUGAAUUUCCUGUGCUUCCUUAUUCCCAGACAAAAAUUCACGUGGUCAGAUUUAAUCACUGACCAGCGGUCAACAUCAAACAAUCCGAUGCAGUAUUUUGAAGCAUAAAUGCACAAUGUAAUCAGGUUGCACUUGUUCCCAGUGGGAGUCCUCGUGUAAUUGGGCAGUGUAUUAUGUUUAUUUUGAUAAAUAAAAUUAUUGCUGUA
Molecule: messenger RNA, 5173 nt
Organism: Haliotis rufescens (red abalone)
Lineage: Eukaryota; Metazoa; Mollusca; Gastropoda; Lepetellida; Haliotidae
Product: peroxisome proliferator-activated receptor gamma coactivator 1-alpha-like
Exons: 16
Coding region: 300-2285 (661 amino acids)
Biological process (GO): positive regulation of transcription by RNA polymerase II
Cellular component (GO): nucleus
Molecular function (GO): RNA binding; transcription factor binding
Source: RefSeq, a predicted model, not a curated record